This is a messenger RNA of Oldenlandia corymbosa var. corymbosa, 1683 nucleotides long. The record is from the annotation of a GenBank genome assembly. Lineage: Eukaryota; Viridiplantae; Streptophyta; Magnoliopsida; Gentianales; Rubiaceae.
AUGCUUUUGCGGCGUUCAAUGGCAAAUUUGAUGUUUAGUAGAAUAUGUAGAUUGUCAGAUGCUGGCCCCAAUUGCUUCUGGCCUUUAAGGCAUCCUUCGUUAGUAGUAUGCGCAUUAUCUUGUAGCAAAUGGAGCUCUAAAAUAAGAGCAUUUGGAACCGCCGCUACAGCCACCGUCGUUGAGGCGGAUGACAGUAAGGUAAAAGAUACAUUCUUUGCUGCUGAAAAUGUGACGUGGGCAUCUCUUGGUGUUUCAAACUUGGUCGCUGGAGCACUGUCCAAGAUUGGCUUGCAGAGACCCUCCUUGGUUCAGGCCGCUUGCAUUCCGAGUAUCUUUUCAGGUGCUGACACAAUAGUUGCUGCAGAGACCGGUAGUGGGAAAACCCAUGGAUAUUUAGUUCCGUUGAUUGAUAUGCUAUGCAAGGCUUCUGAAAACUCGAAAGAAAUUUCAUCUAAACGAGGACCAGGGAAACAUCGUCAUUUAUCACUUGUUCUUUGUCCAAAUGUCAUUUUAUGUGAGCAAGUCGUCCGUAUGGCUAACUGCUUACUUAAAGAAAAUGGUGAACCGCUGCUUAGUGUAGCCGUUGUUAGUGGGCGGCAGGGAUGGCCAGUACUUGAACCCCACAUUGUAGUUUCGACACCAGAUCCACUUCUGAGGCACCUUGAUGCAAUUGAUGCUGAGAAAGAAAGACACUCAAAUUUCAUACGUGGUGUGGAGUACAUCGUUUUUGAUGAAGCAGACUUGUUAUUCUGUGGGAGCUUUCAGAACCAAGUUACUCGUAUUAUAAACAUGCUUGGUUUUGAUGAAAAGCAGCCGCCGCGAAUGAAGGGCUUAAAGCUUGAGAACCGUAUAGCUGACAUGGAAUCUAGUGGAGAAGAUAAUGAAGACAUGGAAACAGAUGCAUUUUCAGAAAACAAAGACAACAAGAAUGAUGCAAGGAGGGUUAAGAAAACAUAUAAUCGGAAAGCCAGUUGGGUAGCUGGAAAUUAUUUCCACCGCCCCAACCCAAGAUUGGAGCAAAACUGGAUCGAAGUGACUGUUGACUCACAAGCAGAUGCCCUCAUUAGUGCUGUCAAUUAUGGAAUCAAUUGCGCAUUGGCUCCGUCGUCUCCUGUUAGUCGUACAAUGAUAUUUUCCAACACUGUUGUGGCUGUUGAAGCUGUAGCUGACAUUUUGACAGGAGCUGGAAUUGAAUGUUUUCGAUAUCACAGUGACAUCCCUCUAGAUGAGCGUUCAAAGAACGUAUUUGAUUUCCAGCAGAAUGGUGGUGUUUUUGUGUGUACCGAUGCUGCUGCUCAUGGUCUGGACAUUCCUAAUGUUUCACAUGUUAUUCAGGCUGAAUUUUCUAAAUCUGCGGUGGAUUUCCUCCAUAGAGUUGGUCGUACAGCGAGAGCUGGUCAGCCUGGCUUGGUGACAAACAUGUAUAAAGAAGUAAAUCUUGACCUUGUCACUGCAAUUCGUCAAGCCGAAAGACUGGGUGAACCUGUGGUAAUACUUCCUUGGCAUUGUUCCCUUACUGAAAGACAGGCUCAACCUGAGGAGAAUGUUGUUAUCAGGAAAAGGAACUUUAGAAACAUAAUCCAUAAUAAAUCCCCUGUGCCAAAAGGCUCCCCGCCUCGCGAGGCUACGGCACCGAAAAGCUACUUGAAAAACAAGCUUAAAAAUAAGAGGUAUCAGACAUAA